Gambusia affinis (western mosquitofish) is the source of this 3731-nucleotide messenger RNA. RefSeq names its product epidermal growth factor receptor pathway substrate 8a (gene eps8a). Lineage: Eukaryota; Metazoa; Chordata; Actinopteri; Cyprinodontiformes; Poeciliidae. Gene Ontology annotation, biological process: Rho protein signal transduction; positive regulation of ruffle assembly; regulation of Rho protein signal transduction. The record is from RefSeq and is a predicted model, not a curated record. Gene Ontology annotation, cellular component: plasma membrane; vesicle; ruffle membrane. The transcript is spliced from 21 exons. The coding region runs from base 409 to 2742 and encodes 777 amino acids. Gene Ontology annotation, molecular function: actin binding.
UUCACUGGCUGCUUUGGAUGUGAGGAGUUUAAAACUACGAUGAGACGGAUUUGCUCGGAUACAGUUGGAUGAAAACUUUCAGAAAUCAAUCCCGUGUGUAUGAUAUUAUUUUCAUCGAUGUGGAAGAGAUAUUGGUGUUUGUAAAGUCUCAGCUACGUGUGAAAAAGCCCUGAAUACAGUAGGGUGAGUUAACCCCUGCAUGACGAGCAUAUUUAGCAGCUAGCAUAGCACCGCUAGCAUAACUGUCACGCCAAGACUGCAGCCUUUCUGAGGAACAUUUUUUAAGACCGUGAGCUAUUUUUGGGAUCAGUCCGAUUAGUCCAUCCGGUUCUACAGACGUUGCAGGUCUUCAUCCCCAGAAGAAGAAGAAGCAGUCCCAGAGCAUGUUGAGUGUUGCUGUUCUGCAGGAUGAACGGAUUUGAUCCUCCAGCUCUGAACGUCUUCAGCUCCAACAUCAACGGACUCGGUGCUCCGUCUCCGGAUCCCCCCAGGAAUAAAGCCAAGAGUGGUGCCAAAGCCCAGUAUGAACAAAGGAAGAACUUCUCCAGAAGCAGCAUCAACAGCUUGACGGACACGUCGCAGUACCAGGUGGAGCACCUCACCACGUUCGUUUUGGACCGGAAAGAUGGGAUGAUUACGGUGGAUGAUGGCGUGCGGCGGCUGCGCCUGCUGGACGCCAAGGGGAAAGUGUGGACGCAGGAAAUGCUGCUGCAGGUGGAGGACAAGGCGGUCAGCCUCAUCGACCUGGACUCACAGAACGAGUUGGAGAACUUCCCCAUCGGCUCCGUCCAGCACUGCCAGGCGGUGAUGAACGCCUGCAGCUACGACUCCAUCCUGGCGCUGGUGUGCAAAGACUCGGGUCAGAGCAAGGCGGACCUGCACCUGUUCCAGUGCGACGACAUCAAGGCGAAUCUGAUUCACCUGGACGUAGAAAGUGCCAUGAUCGAUGCCAAAGGAGGCAAAGUGAAGAAACGACCCGAGACGCUGAAGAUGAUCCUGAAGAGCGAUGGCAUGAUCCCGCCUCCACCUACUACCCCCGCCCCCGAGGCGCCAGCCUCAUCCAAUCAGGACAACAGGGGGCGGGUUGCUGCCUGGUCGGCAUGGGCCAAUGAACAGCAGCACUGCGAGCAGCACCAGCAGCCGUCGCUGGACGACGGCGCGGCGGACAUGGCGGCGCUGCGGGUGGACCGGGAUGUGCAAAUCCUGAACCACAUCCUGGACGACGUGGAGUUCUUUGUGAUGAAGCUGCAGAAGGCGGCCGAGGCGUUCACCGAGCUGAGCAGGAGGAAGAAGGGCAAAAAGGGCAAGAAGAAAGGGCCGGGAGAGGGCGUCCUGUCCCUGAGGUCCAGGCCUCCCAGUGAAGAAGAGUUUGUGGACUGCCUGCAGAAGUUCAAACAUGCCUUCAACCAGUUGGCAAAGCUGAAGGACCACAUUCAGAACCCUAGUGCCGUGGAUCUGGUCCAUUUCCUGUUUACGCCGCUCAGGAUGGUGGUACAGGCGUCCGGCGGUACCGAGCUGGCCCGGAGUGUCCUGGUUCCGCUGCUCAGCAGAGACGCCAUCGAGUUCCUCCAUGCCGCAGGAACGGCCGAGGAGCGCCACCUGUGGGUGACUCUGGGUGAUGGCUGGACCAAGUGCAGGCUGGAGUGGCCAAAGGACCACUAUUUCCCCCAGGUGGCGCUGCGGUUCCGGGACGGCUGGGAGCCCCCUGUGGUUCCGGCUGUGGCUCCGAGUCGGGAGCAGGAACUCCUGCAGCUGGCCGAGAGCCUGGUGAACGCCGACGCCCGCGGUCUGGAGCAGGGGGUGCUGCAGCGGUUUCCUCUGGCUGACGGGAGUUUGGAUCCGCAGAUCCGACUGGAUCAGAACCUUUUUGCCAAAUCAAAGUACGACUUUGUGGCGAGGAACAACACAGAGCUGUCGGUUCUGAAAGACGAACUCCUCGAGGUUCUGGAUGACCGGAAGCAGUGGUGGAAGGUCCGGAACGGCACCGGCGCCACCGGCUACGUGCCAAACAACAUCCUGGAGCUGACCAGAACCUCGGACCUGACCGGCCGUGGAGACCCGGUCUACAGCCACACUAUCCAGAAACAGACCACAAAGUCGGACCCAAGCCUAGAUAAACCACAGAUGUCUGAGGUCCCGUCGCCGCCCGCCCCCAAUCGGCUCCCCACGCCGCCGCUCCCCCCCCCCGCAACAGAACCUGGCAAACCGAGCAGCGCCGCACUUAGCCGCAACAACAGCAGCACAUCAAGCGACGCCGGCAGCACCGCCGCAAGGGAUCCAGGUGCCCAGAGAGCCGCUGUUGCAGGACGUAGGAAGUCCAACAUGGAGGAGGUCCAGGACGAGUUGCUCCACCGGCUGACGUUGGGUCGGAGUGCCCAGAAAAAUUUCCAGGUUCCGUCUCGGAGCAACAGCGGCAACCUGCCGGCUGCAGGAAUCACCUACGACUCUCCGCCAGACGAAGUGAAGGCCUGGCUGGAGGCCAAGGGCUUCAGCCCAGUGACGAUCAGCAGCCUGGGCGUUCUGACCGGAGCCCAGCUGUUCUCCCUCAACAAGGAGGAGCUGAAGACGGUUUGUCCCGACGACGGGGGGCGGGUCUUCAGCCAGGUGACGGUCCAGAAGGCGGCGCUGGAGAAGAGUUCAGGCUCUGAGCUGCAGGAGAUCAUGAGGAGGCGGCAGGAGAAGCUAGCAGCUAGCACCGUCGACUCGGGGGUGGAGUCUUUCGACGAAGGCAGCACCCACUGAGCGUCCGCCGUCUGUUUCUCCUGCUCUCCGCCCACAGGUGGCGGCCGACCGGGCCGAGUUCGUGGAGAUCAUGCGCCGCAGGCAGGAACUGCUCAGCUCGUCGCCAUAGCAACAGAUGGACAUCCAGAAAUCACAGAACCUUCUGCCAUGUUUGCCUGAACUUCACAGGGACGUUUUGCUACUUGUAGCUGAUUUUUCCAAAGCGAAGCCUCUCAGUAUUAAUGUCGGACCGCCUGCUGGCGCCUCUCUGUGCCUCUCGGGUUUUAUUCCCAAUUCCUGGAAGGCAGAAAAACAUUCAGGAACAAAUACUGCUCUGAUUCGUACUUAAAGCAAAAUCAUUCCAUUUAUGAAUGUGAAGCUGGAUUUAUUUCUCCAGAUCAUAAAAUUUAGUUCAUAUGUUUAAAACCUGGAAUGUUCUAGUUCUUCUGUGACUGAAUGGGAUAAAAAUCCAUGAGAAGCACAAACUGAAGCUGCUGAGUUAAACUGAUUCAUUUAAGACCAACAUGUUCACUUUCUGAUGCCGUUCUGAGGCUGUAGGCGUUAACUUUUAAACUAAAGGAUGAUGUAUUAAUGAUUAACUUAAGAUCAAACUGCUGUAAACAGAUUUAUUCUAGAUUUGAUGAUCUUCAGAUGUGAGAAUAUAUUUGAGCUCAAGGUAAAAGCUGUAGGACUGUGAUGAAUGUAGACGACCUGCCGAGCUUCACUGAUGUCUUCUCCAAGCUCCGCCCACAUCCCACCGGGUCCGGCUGAAUCAGAACCGGGUGGUACCUAUGUGGAAACUUAUGCUGAAAACAGAAGAAGUUGGCGUGUGAAUUGUAGCACUGCAGCGCUGUAAUGAGACUGAUGAACUUGAGCUACUUUGCUUUCAACAUGACUAGAGAUCUUUGUACCCAAUCAGGUGUAGCGGCCAAUCAGAAAGCAGCUUUAGUAGUUUUCAUCGUGCCUUUUUCCAUCUAACUGCUCAUUCUGCAAUAAAGAAUUUCCAUAAA